AUACGGUAUACCCGCCCUUAUAUUUCUCAUCCGCUAAAUUUGGCGGCACUAAGACAGUAACUCGCCAUCUCCACCUCUCCAUUCCAUCUUUAGAUUCGAUCACCAUUUUCGCCCUAGAUUUCGGACCUCAAAACCCUUCUUCGAAAAAACGAUGCAAGAUUCGGAUCCUACAUUCUCUCUGUCCAGUCUUAUCUGCGAAGAAGACGAUUCCUGUUUGAAUGGCGGAAGCAUUGACAGAGAAUCGGACUUUGACUGCCCUUGUCCUGUCUCCGAUUCUGAUGUCGAGUUCAUAGAAAUGAUGAUCGAGAGAGAUAUCGGCUCUCUGUCUGGAGGAGAAUCGGUCGACAAUUCUUCAUCCGCGAGUAGACAAAGCUGGUUGAAACUCGCUCGAUUGGAAGCGGCCAAUUGGAUUCUCACUAAUCGAGCGAUUUUCGGGUUUAAAUCCAGUACUGCCUAUCUAUCUAUGCUGUAUUUCGAUCAUUUCAUGGAUAGGACAUCCGUUGCUAUGGGGAAGACGUGGGCUAUCCGAUUGCUAUCAGUUGCUUGUUUAGCUUUGGCUGCAAAGGUUGAGGAGAAUAAAGCCCCGGCAUUGUCUCAAUAUCAUGUAGAUGACUACCAUUUUGCAGGCAGUGUGAUUCAAAGAAUGGAGUUGUUGGUCUUGAAUACAUUGGAGUGGAAAAUGAAUUUGAUGACACCAUUUUCGUUCGUCCACUAUUUUGUCACCAAGUUUUGUGGCGAAUUGAGACCAACAGAGAUAGUUCCCAAAGCCGUUGAGCUAAUUGUGGAUAUAAUGAGAGAGGUUAAUUUAGUGGAACGCCGGGCAUCAUUUAUUGCUGCAGCGUCUGUUUUAGCAGCUUAUGAUCAUAAGCUAACUAGGAAAGCAGUGGAGUUUAAGACAAACAUGAUCACAUCUUGGGGAUGCUUGGAAAAAGAACAUGUCUUCGACUGUUAUAAUAUGAUUCAAGAAAUGGAUAGGGUUAAGUCCAACACUCCAAAGUCUUCAGUUUUACCAAAUCCAUCUUUACAUGGUUUGAGCCCAAGUGUUCCUGAUAAACCUUCUACUUCCAUUGCCAUUCGCUCCAAGAGAAGGCUCAUAUUCGAUGACAAUGGCCAAGAUUGGCAUUCUAAGAAGAUUAAUCAAGGUAGUGGAGUUUGAUUUAUUUGAUUUUUUUUAAUCUUUGCGGAAUCAGGCAUCAGAAAUGAGGUAAUCUCAGUUGUGACAAUCAAAGAAGGUAUGAAUAAAAGUGACAUCUUUAAGGAAAGGGAUUGCUUUAUGAAGUCCAAAGGAAGUGUUGAGGAGAAAGUAAGAUUAUAUAGAACACAAAGCUAUAAUAAUAUGAAACAGCUGAAUGCUGUCUUCAGACUAGCUCUUGGUUGAGUUCCUAUUCGUCAAAGCUGCUAGCUAGCUCAUACUUUUCACUUGCUGCUUCUUUACUACAUAGUCUUUCAUAUGCAUUUUUGUUUUGUUCUAAUGAGGAACCUAUAAUGAACAUAUUGCCUGCUG
This is a messenger RNA of Cuscuta campestris, 1504 nucleotides long. The record is from the annotation of a GenBank genome assembly. Lineage: Eukaryota; Viridiplantae; Streptophyta; Magnoliopsida; Solanales; Convolvulaceae.